Messenger RNA from Oryza sativa Japonica Group (Japanese rice), 1507 nucleotides. RefSeq names its product fruit protein pKIWI502. Gene Ontology annotation, molecular function: oxidoreductase activity. The record is from RefSeq and is a predicted model, not a curated record. Lineage: Eukaryota; Viridiplantae; Streptophyta; Magnoliopsida; Poales; Poaceae.
AGAGGAGAAAGAAAAGAAAAAAAAAAUUUCUCCAAAGAAGAAGAGAGCGUGUACAAUUCAGUCUCCUCCUACCUCCCCGGAGCCCGACGAGAUCCCGCCACCGCCACCUCUCCUCCUCGCCGCGCCCGGCGACCUCCUCCUCCACAUGCUCCUCCGGUCGGCGCCGCGCCGCCUCCACCACCUCCGCCCGCACCACCUCUCUACCGCCGCCGCCCUCGCGGCGGCGCCGCCGACCCCGACCGAGUGGACCACGGCGCCGGUCGCCUCCGUCGGCGCGGCCACCGCCGACGCGUCCCUCUUCCACGUCUCCCUCGACCUCUCCUCCCGCGCCGACCUCCUCGCCUCCCACGUCGCCGCCGGCCAGUUCCUCCCCUUCCGCCUCCCCGCCGCGCCCUACCCGAUCUUCCUCGCCAUCUCCUCCUCCCCUCCCGCGCCGGGCCUCGCGACCUCCUUCGAUUUCCUCGUUAAGCGACUCCCCGGCACCCCCUCCGCGUGCCUCUGCGACCUGCGCCCCGGCGACCUCGUCCACGUCGGCGGCAGCGUCGUCGGCCGCGGAUUCGAGGUCGGCAGGAUCGCUGACGCGCGCGAUGUCCUCGUCUUCGCCACCGGAUCCGGGAUCAGUCCAAUUCGGUCACUCAUCGAGUCAGGUUUUGGCGAAAAUGAGAACAUUGAUGUAAAGCUCUUUUAUGGGGUUAGAAAUCUUCAGAGGAUGGCAUAUCAGGAGAGAUUCACUAAUUGGGAAUCCAGUGGAAUCAAAAUUAUACCUGUUCUCUCAAGACCUGAUGAUCAAUGGACCGGCGAGCGAGGCUAUGUCCAGAAUGCUUUUUCAAGGAUGAAGAAGGUUGUAAAUCCUUCAUCCAUGGGGGCAAUUUUGUGUGGACAUAAACAGAUGUCUGAGGAAAUUACUAGAGCACUUGUUGCUGACGGUGUGCCAAAAGAUAGAAUCUUAACAAACUUCUGACUGCCCCUAGCCCACUAGAACACAAUUAUCAGCCUUCUAGAUGUUGUAUCCUUAUUACUCAUUACAGUGAUUAUUCUUUACAGCAAGCGCGAUGGAAACUCGCAACAGAGAAACAGUUUUGUACUACUUACAUAUAGGGGCUUCUUUUUCCAAUUUUCCUGCACGAUGCAACAUGCUGCGCUGUAAUCUGGAUUUUGCCAGCCUGAUGUAUCAAUAUCAACACUUGGUGGGCAUUUUCGCAUUUGAACCGAAAGGCCCUAGUUCAUACAGUUUUGUACCUCCUGAAACAAUACCCCCUUGGAAGGUGUUGAUAUACUCCAAAUUACAAAAGCUAGCUCAAUAAAAGGGGUAGAGAUGAGUGGCCUCAUGUAUUUGCCUUAUAAAAGAGGUAGAGAUGAGUGGCCUCAUGUAUUUGCCUUCAGUUAUAAUUUGUCUUCAGUUAUAAUUUGUGUAUUAUUUCCCCGCAAAAAAAAUAAUAAUUUGUGUAUUAGAAGGCUAUAACAGGAUCAGUUUUGAAUUGAUUUGAGAUGCGUUUGUUUGUAUGUA